This is a messenger RNA of Coregonus clupeaformis (lake whitefish), 5316 nucleotides long. Its product is annotated as WSC domain-containing protein 2-like. The transcript is spliced from 10 exons. Gene Ontology annotation, molecular function: sulfotransferase activity. NCBI's taxonomy places the organism in Eukaryota, Metazoa, Chordata, Actinopteri, Salmoniformes, Salmonidae. Bases 973 to 2691 code for a protein of 572 amino acids. The record is from RefSeq and is a predicted model, not a curated record.
UGUGCGCGUUCCGCAGGGCUGUUUGACAGGCGGUCUGGACACGGAAGGAAUAGACAGGUCGUCUCACCGCGACACGCUGGCUGCAUCAUACCGGCUUUGACCCAAAUAGAUGACAGCGGUGUAUGGAAAGGAUAGUCUCCCGCCUGCCGUGUUCAACAUAAUUUGGUUUGCUUCAAGGACCAUAUUCCGCCUUCUUCUCUCCUUGUAAAUAAACGUGUGGCAGCAUCCAAUGAAUGCUUUAUUGAACUGGACCAAGAUUGGUUUGUAACGGGAUUGAGAAACUCACUGACAGAGGACAGACGCAUGGACGUUAAGGUUCAGCCAAAGAUUACCGAAUAUGCGGUAAUGGAUUGUAUUCAACUCUCCUUUGGAUGUCUCUCUCAUGACUCCUAUUUGAGAUGGCGAGCCACAACCUCCUUCACAGACCGUCACGGUAAAUGGCUGGCCACACAAAGGCACAAGAGUCUCAACUCGGAGAGUGAAUAAAAGCUUCUUCCAUCUGUGCGGCGGGGGAAAGGGCCUCUGUGGAGCCGCGGAGGCGUCAGCCGGAGGUCGAUAACAGGAAAGAAAGCAGUACUGCUGCAGUGAUCGUCUUUCAGUCUCAGCCACUCACCUUUCCUGCCAUGGCCCUACCGUCAGCUCUCUGUCCUCCUGAUGCUCUCUCAGAGGGAACGUAGAGAGAUACACACUAGAGACACACUCUCCAGCACCACACACACACACACACCCCUUCAUGGGGACAGACCUCAUGCAGAGAUACCAUACACACACACUCCGGAGCACAAGAGACCUUUGUUGUGUGUGUUUUUUUACCUUGUAGGCAAUUAUUUUUCCCCAACCAGAAUUAGAAUUUUUGUGACUCUCUGUCCUGUGUGAUUGGACCUCUCAGUAGCUUAAGGGGAGUGCUGUCUUGCUCUGCUGCUUUAUGGUUGGGUGUCCCUGGGACGUUGUGACUGAGCAGGGGGAGCCAGCAUGGCCAGGCCUCUGCUGAAAAUCCAACGCUACUUCCGCAGGAAACCUGUGCGCUUCUUCUCCUUCAUCCUCCUCUACCUGACAGCUGGGAGCCUGGUAUUCCUGCACUCUGGCUUCGUAGGGGACAGCUCCACGGGGGCAAAUGGGGGCCGGGACCCCCUGGUGGCAUCUGGGAUAGGGAACAGGGCGGCCUCCUCAGACGGCCGGGGGGUAGGAAUGAAAGGGAGGGUGUUCAAAGAGACGCGCAGACCCACCCCGCGGAGGUACGGCCCUCCCUGGACGAAAGGGGCUGCUGGGAAGGACAGCCAUGACAGGGAGGGCCGAGGAAUAGACUACACCAGCACCUGGAACCGCGCCCUCAAGGGACGCAACGCCAAAGAUUUGGACGAUGGACGGGCAAAGUACAUUGGCUGCUAUAUUGAUGACACAGCGAAAAGAGCACUUAGGGGAGUGUCCUUUUUUGACUACAAGAAAAUGACGGUCUUCCGUUGCCAGGACAACUGUGCUGAAAGGGGCUACCUGUAUUCAGGCCUAGAGUUUGGGGCGGAGUGCUACUGUGGCCACAAGAUCCAGGCUCCCAACGCCUCUGAGAGUGAAUGCAACAUGGAGUGUAAGGGCGACAAGGGCAACCUGUGUGGAGGGGCCAAUCGCCUGUCCAUCUACAGACUGGAGCUGAGCCAGGAGUCAGCACGCCGCUAUGGGAGCGCCAUCUUUAAGGGGUGCUUCCACAGGCCUGACAACGUCACCCUGGCCCUGCCCAUCAGCGCAGUCAUCCAGAACAUGUCAGUGGAGAAGUGUGUGGAUAUGUGCACAGAGAAGGAGCUGUCCCUAGCAGUCCUGGCUGGAGACAGGUGUCUCUGUGGGUUCCCCACCCCCCACUUCUCCCUCCAUGAGAUGGAGGAUGAGGACAUGUGCCUGCAUCGCUGCCAUGGCGAGGAGUUUGAGAGCUGUGGGAAUGACAAGUACUUUGUGGUGUACCAGACACAGGUCCAAGAUAACCGCUGCAUGGACCGGCGCUUCCUGCCCACGCGUUCCAAGCAGCUGAUGGCUCUGGCCAGCUUCCCCGGGGCUGGCAACACCUGGGCCCGCCACCUCAUAGAGCUGGCCACCGGCUUCUACACAGGCAGCUACUACUUUGAUGGCUCCCUCUACAACAAAGGCUUCAAAGGUGAGCGAGACCAUUGGCGGAGUGGUAGGACCAUCUGCAUUAAAACACAUGAGAGUGGCAAGAAGGAGAUUGAAGCCUUUGACGCCAGCAUCGUCAUGAUCCGCAACCCUUACAAAGCCCUCAUGGCUGAGUUCAACCGCAAGUACGGCGGCCAUAUUGGAUUCGCCUCGCAGGCCCACUGGAGAGGGAAAGAGUGGCCUGAGUUUGUGAAGAACUAUUCUCCUUGGUGGGCGUCCCACACACUGGACUGGCUGCGUUAUGGGAGGAACGUCCAUGUGGUCCACUUUGAGGAGCUGAAGAGGGAUCUGUUCUCCAAGCUCAAGGACAUGGUCCUGUUUCUGGGCCUGGAGGUGGCCGAGAACCGCCUGCUCUGUGUAGAGGGACAGAAGGACGGCAACUUCAAGCGCUCCGGCCUGCGUAAACUGGAUUAUGACCCGUACACACCUGAGAUGCGCACUAGCAUUGACGAACUGGUCAUGACUGUAGACGCUUCCCUAAAGAAGAGGAACAUGGCCGGGGUGCCGAAGGAGUACCGACCGACUCCGAGAUAAUAUGAUCCCCUCUCCUUUCCCUCUCUUUCUCACUCUGUUCCUCUAUCCCUUCCCUUCCCACACAUCAUUCUAGGAUUAAUUAAUGGCAUCCAUGUCCAAAUGGCGUCCAAAUAUUAUUUCAGAAAUUCUUUGGGGCAGAAAAGUCACAUGAACUGAAAAUCUAUGUAUAGGAAAUACCUUUUUUAUUUAAUAUACUUCUCUGUUCCCCUCCACUUCUCUGUCUCCUUUCUCACAUCCCUUUUCUUUAUUUGUUUGACUGACAGACACACAACCGUAUUGAUUAUGACAACAGCAUCAUACUGUAUACUGCUUUAAAAAGGACAUUUAGCUACUUGGCUGAUGAACAUACAUUCAGCACAGCACUCUGCAUAUUGAUUUUGAUUUGAUCUUUGACAUUAGGAAACUCAAAUACAGACCAAUGAAAAGCACUUCUCCCUCUAUGCACGUGUGUGCGUUAUGAUUUAACAUGAAGGUACAGUAACUGUGUUGGAAGCACAUCCAAGUACAUACUGGUUGGAUUACUGUCAGCCGACCACAAAAAGCAAAUUCCUGUUCAUCGGAGUGAUGAAAAAGCACUGUAAGAAGUCUAUUCAUAUGCAUAAUGUACGUUAUCGAAUAGGAUCUUCUGCUAUCACAGAUUAGGAGAACAAAUAAUAUUUUUUGAAAUGGUUUGAAAUGUCACAAAACCUUGUAAUGAUCUGUCAUUUUCAACUAAAUGUUUUGUUUUGUUAGAGAGAUGAAAAAUGUAUACCUCCACUUGCUGAAUACUGUAUGUUUGAGAGCUACUGGACUUAAAAUGAGAAGGUGGUCAAAACCGUACCAUUGGACUUUGAUUUGGUUGGCGAAAACACCAGAGUCCAUCUAAGAGGUAAUGAAUGGGACUGAACACUCGUCUCUCCAUCCACCCCUGCGGACCCACCAUGAGGACAGAUCUUCACUCUUCUCCUCAUGCUUCAGCAGUAUUCCUAUGAGAAGAGGUAAUACAGCACUAUCAUACAGCUGCUCUGGUUCUCUGAAGCAGUGGCCUCACUUAAAACUGUGCUGUAUCAGUCCUACUGAGUCAUUACAUCUGUACAUCACAUCUGUCCUUUUGGUUACUGGCAACAGCUCUGGAACAUUAAAUAAUAAACCCUCCACAGUUUAUUUGGACCAUCAGGCUCUAUGGAACGCUCCUGGCUCUUGUCAAGACAGCCCUUUCAAUAAGUAGCCUUGACUCAUCGACUGCUUGUUCAUCCUUGGUCUCCUCAGAGGUGGUCAGCCAGCCACACUGCGCAUAAUACAUUUAUUGUGGAUUUAUUGAACGUAGUUUUCUGUAAACAGCGCUAUUUUGAAACUACCACUUCUGCCAAAUGUCUCUGCAGAACCAGUUGCUUUCCUUAUAAUGGUGGUUUGAAGCAACAUUUAUUGUGGUGACUUUUCUGUCAGCUGACUGUUGGCUUUAAGUUGAAAUGUAGGGAAAAUACAAUUGUUAGUAAUAUCAAAUAUUAUUGUUAAUGUGAAUAUAUUAUUGAUGAUAUUUGAUAUUAAACUGUCCGCAUAAUGCAUCACCAGACACACUAAUGUCGAGGGUGUUCUAGCUUAUGAAAACAAAAUACCAAGGAUGUUGUUAUGUAUUUAUUGCAAGUACUGUGUCAGUGCAAUACACUGAUAGAAUGUUUGAGAACAUAUACAGAUUUCCAUUUGGCUCAUAGAUCUCAAUACAGGCUGGGAAGAGGCAGGGUUUACAAUCAAUAAUAGUAUGCCACCUCACUGUGUGGCUGAGGCAUGUUAGUUCAAUACUGUUGAGUUAUCAAGCAUACCCAGAUAGUUUAACACUUCAAAUUAUAACUUUGCCUGCCUAUAAUGACUCAAACACACCAAAAUCAAUCAAAAUGAAUAUUGUGUCUGUUUGAUUGACUUCAUAAUUAAGAGAAAAUGAAGGUUGCUUAUUUAAAUAUUUGUGUUCACUUAUUUAACUUGAAUAUGAUCCAAAAAGUGUUUCACUGUAAGAUUCAUACAGCUGUAGAAUGUAGCUGAACGCUUACUACCCCAAAGGCCCAAAAGGCAUUUAUAUACGAUUUUGAUCAUUUUUGUUGAAGGUGAGUAAUACUGAAAGUGACACACCCCAUUUUCUAGAUUGCUUUGGUAUCGCAGAACAAGCUAUAUAAUAGUCCCAGCCAUAGGUACUGUGCAACAGAGCAUAGAAAGCUAAAAUACUUCAAAAUAAUCUGUAAGUGAAGCAUUCGAUUUUGUACACCCACCACAUUAUGUUGACUGAUGUACAAUGUGCACAUGUCUCUAUUGGACACAUGUAGAAAGAGAGCAAUGAAAGAAAAAAUUCCUUCCAAAAUAUACACAUAUAUUUUUAUAGUACGUGCAACAAAAUUAAAAAUAUAUUUAUAAUGCAACAAGUAAAUGGGAGAGAUCACUUCUAUUUUUGACAUAGGACCUUAACUUUGAGUGUUUUUUGCUUUCAUUGACAGGCUAGCACUAUCUGAAAAGGGGUGUCACAUUUGAAUGUAUUUUGUAUGGAAUGAAUGUAAUGUGAUUAUACCCAAUAAAUAAGGUAAUAGAAUGGAAGUAAUGGACUGUGAUUCCAAAUAAACAUGCAAUCUGAAAUAAAUGUUGUAUGACAGUAAAAGUACA